AGCAAAAUGGCUGCGCCCAUGGAGAGCACGGCCGCUGAUAUGCACGAAUCCACAGGCGAACCAAACAUACCCAAGCUCGAAAUGAAUGAUGUGCAAAACUUUAAUUUGAUUCUAGACAGUGUGAUUGGUGAGAAAAAAUACAGAUCUCGUUUUAUGAUGCCUCUCGGAACAUUUCCUCAGAUGGCGAAGUCGAAGGAAGAAAUAAUGAUUGCAAGAGCAUUCGAGAGCUGCACAUUUAAGUCAGUUGCAAGCUGUGUUAUUGGUUUCGGGGUGGGAGCAGCGUUUGGUUUGUUCACAGCAGGGGUGGACCCGAUGUCUACGAUCAGCACGGAGACUCCGACAACCAGAAUGGUGCUGAAGGAAAUGAAACUGAGGUCCAUCUCCUAUGGGAAGAACUUCGCUGUUGUUGGCUGCAUGUUUGCUGGCACAGAGUGUUUAUUGGAAUCGUACCGAGGGAAGAGUGAGUUGAUUAAUGGAACCCUCUCCGGGGGCAUCGUGGGAGGUGUUCUUGGUUUGAGAGCUGGACUGAAGGCUGGUCUCCUGGGUGCAGCUGGAUUUGCUCUGUUCUCCACAGCUAUAGACUACUACUUCAGACACUGACAGCCGUCAGCUGAUGACAUUGAGUGGCAGCUAGAGACAGAGAUUGACAGCUGAUUGACAUGUUGAUAGCUGACUGACUAUUUCAUUGUAUGUGGAACAGCAUCCAGCUGACAGUCCCUACUGAGAGAACAUCACAAAGAUUGUUUCAUAUCAAAUAGAAAAAUAGAGGCCUGAUCCAGAAUAUCAUGCUGAUCGUUUUGUAUUGCGAUGUGUAUUGAUACUGUAUUGAUUGUGAGUCCCUACUUUGGUACAAGCGAAGUGUGUCAUCGAUAAGAAGCCACCACGGCUUCCACAAAAUGGAAGUCACACAACUGGUAGUCUGAUCAAGUACUUUAUGUACCCCUCUGACAAAUGUGAAUGGCAAUCUGUUAUUUUGUUUGUCAAGGAUACCACCUGGAAUGUUUAUUGUUAUUUGAUCAGCCAGUUAGUAUGAUAGGUAUUUAUCAUCGUCAGGCCAUUUAUAGUAAGAACAGCCACUUCACUGUUUUUUUCAGUUUUUACAGGAGGAGGUGUCUGUGAAGUUGCUUUACGUGACGUGGUUACUUCAAAAUGUUUCAUGAAGUAUGUUUUUGGUUGGGCAAUCUUGGUGGGGAUAGUUCAGUUCUGUGAGAUACCACAUGUAUAUAUGUGUUUAAUGCUUGAAUGGGAGUGAGUGAGUCAAUGUGUAUAGUGCUUGAAUGCAUGAUGAAUAAAAUAUGUCAAUAUUAA
Molecule: messenger RNA, 1308 nt
Organism: Haliotis rubra (blacklip abalone)
Lineage: Eukaryota; Metazoa; Mollusca; Gastropoda; Lepetellida; Haliotidae
Product: mitochondrial import inner membrane translocase subunit Tim22-like
Exons: 4
Coding region: 7-600 (197 amino acids)
Biological process (GO): protein insertion into mitochondrial inner membrane
Cellular component (GO): TIM22 mitochondrial import inner membrane insertion complex
Molecular function (GO): transmembrane protein transporter activity
Source: RefSeq, a predicted model, not a curated record